Messenger RNA from Spirodela intermedia, 1632 nucleotides. Lineage: Eukaryota; Viridiplantae; Streptophyta; Magnoliopsida; Alismatales; Araceae. The record is from the annotation of a GenBank genome assembly.
AUGGUCCCCUCGAAUCUUCAGAGCUUCCUGAGGCGCACGACGCCCUCUGUUCCCUCUCGAUUUCUCUCCAAGGUGACUUGCUCCCUCCCUUUCUGCGAAUGCAUGAUCUUUCUAAUUGGGUGUGCAUUUUUGAAUCAUUGUUCUGGUUUGAUCGGAUGAUCGCCCUCGAAAAGAAACUCUGCCCGGUUUUUAUCGAAAGGGAACAUUUUGACGAACGAAACCUCUGAUCCGUUAAAUAAUCAAAAAUCCUGUUAUUUCUCUUACCAGCUUCCCCUCUUGUCGCAGAGCUCGAUCCAUUAUCGGACCCCCGAGUGGCAGUUCCAUGGUGGCAAGGAUCCCAUCGAAUACUUCACUCUAGGGGACCUCUGGGAUUGCUACGACGAGUGGAGUGCCUAUGGUGUCGGCACUCCCCUCCGCCUCGAAGAUCAUCACCAGCCUGUCGUCCAGUACUACACACCGUUCCUCUCUGGGAUUCAGCUGUACUCGGGAAAAGUCAGCGGCCCGAGGUCCCCGUUCUAUUCCCUCCGUCAAUCUUCUUCCCAAGUCCCCAGCUCUCCCGAUCUGUUUGAGGCGAAAUCACAGAUGGGUUUUCUCCCGAUUCAGGAACUCGAAGGAGGAUUCCGAGUUCGAGACCGAUUCCACGUGCAGCGAUGGCGGCGUGGUGAAGCUUUCGAGAUCGAGCAGCGAUUGCUCGAACAGGACCUGGGAUUCGGAGGACUCGGGGUCCGAUCAAGAGGUUGACUCGAAGAUCAGAGAGCGCCUGGGCAGGCUUUACUUCCAGUACUUCGAAACAUCUGGCCCUCAUCUUAGACCGCCGCUCAGAGACAUGGUAAAAAUUCUGCUUACCAUCUGUUCUAACCCGAUGAACUGGGAAUUACCCACCAUGAGACCCUUUUUUUUUUUUUUUGGCUGUAGAUCAAUAAAUUAUCAGAGACGUAUCCUGGAUUGCACUCUCUGAGGAGCAUCGAUCUUUCUCCUGCUAGCUGGAUGGCGAUCGCCUGGUACAGCAUCAUGGCCUGUAGAUGGGUCAUAUGUGAAUUUUUUUAGUGGUAGAUUGGAGAAAAUUCGCUAGAUUAUGUCAGAGCUGACCCCAUUAUUUCCGCAUUAGGUAUCCUAUAUAUCACAUCCCUGCGCAGAGAAAUCCAAAAGAGCUCUACUCUGCGUUCCUGACUUACCACACCUUGUCAUCAACAUUCCAAGGUACGUCUGCAUGUGGGGAGCUAAUAUCCACUUAUAGAACACAUUUUCUUCCCUAAAAAUGAUUUUUUUUUCCUCCGUAGACUUCUGCCCUGUUGCCCAUCUACUGGUCAUCUGGAUUACUCCGGUGUCCACAUCCUCACGUGAUAUUCGUGGCUUUGAGGUGGUGCAGAGGAGCUCUCCAUGGAGAAGGUAAAGCGAUCCGGCUGUGGCGAUGUUGACGGCGAGCUGGUCAGCAUCAAAGACGAGCCCCGGACUCUCUCUCUACCGCCAUUUGGCCUGGCUGCGUACAAGAUGCAAACCCAGAUCUGGAUAAACCCCCGGACGGAGGAUUUUCAGCAGUUAACUUCUCUUUGGAGCGCCGCAGCCUCCUGGCUGAGGCAGCUCGAGGCUCACCAUCCAGACUUCGAUUUCUUCAACAUCCGCACCAUGUGA